Hibiscus syriacus is the source of this 1410-nucleotide messenger RNA. RefSeq names its product hsp70-binding protein 1-like. The transcript is spliced from 6 exons. Gene Ontology annotation, molecular function: protein binding. The record is from RefSeq and is a predicted model, not a curated record. Lineage: Eukaryota; Viridiplantae; Streptophyta; Magnoliopsida; Malvales; Malvaceae. Bases 163 to 1275 code for a protein of 370 amino acids.
GCACUUUCCGCCACUUUCCAAUCUGAAAAGAAAAAGUCUCGAAUCGCCUGGAAUUUUCACUGAAUUUCUCUAUAUAAAGGGAACUUCUCCAAGUUCUACGGAAUCUCUUCUGUAAUUUAUCUGCAAGAAAAUCUAAGGUAGUUAAGUUGGCACAAAGAAACCAUGGCUAAAGAGGGGCCUAACUGGGAUGGGUUGCUGAAAUGGAGCAUUGCUAACUCUGAUGGAACUCGUCCUCCUCGUAAUUUAAGCGAGGAAGAUAGAAAAUGGUUUAUGGAAGCAAUGCAGUCGCAGACCGUUGAUGUGAUUCAGCGGAUGAAAGAGAUAACUUUGGUUAUGAAAACUCCGGAGCAAGAAUUGGAAGCUCAAGGAGUUACGGCUACUGAUAUUGAAGAUAUGUUGAAUGAGUUGCAAGAGCAUGUUGAGUCUAUUGACAUGGCCAAUGAUCUUCACUCAAUUGGUGGUUUGGUCCCUCUCCUUGGUUAUUUGAAGAAUUCGCAUGCCAAUGUUCGAGCAAAAGCUGCAGAAGUUGUAUCUACCGUUGUACAGAACAAUCCCCGGAGUCAACAGUUGGUUAUGGAAGCAAAUGGCUUAGAGCCUCUUCUUUCCAAUUUUUCCUCCGACCCUGAUGUAACUGUUCGAACCAAAGCACUUUAUGCCAUAUCCUCCUUGAUUCGCCACAACAAACCCGGUAUUGUGGCAUUUCGACUCGCAAAUGGAUAUGCAGCCUUGAGAGAUGCUUUGGGAACAGAGAAUGUAAGAUUUCAAAGGAAAGCUUUGAACUUGAUUCAAUACCUACUGCAUGAAAAUCAAUCAGAUUGCAAUGUCGUAAGCGAUCUAGGGUUUCCCCGUAUAAUGUUGCAUCUUGCCAACAGUGAGGAUGCAGAAGUGAGAGAAGCUUCUCUCCGUGGUCUCCUUGUGCUUGCCGGGGACAAGACAGGCGGGAAUAGUGGUGGUCUAGGUGAAGACGAUGAGAAGCUGAAGCAAAUUCUUGAAGAGCAAAUUAAGGGUAUCAGCUUGAUGUCUGCUGAAGACCUAGGUGCUGCAAGGGAGGAGAGGCUGCUUGUGGACUCCCUUUGGAGUACAUGUUAUAAGGAGCCUUCUUCCCUUAGAGAGAAGGGACUUUUAGCACUUCCUGGUGAAGAUGACCCCCAACCUGAUGUUGCCAGCCAGCAUUUUGAGCCUCCUCUCAGAGGUUGGGCUCGUACCGCUGAUUCGAACUCCCGUGUGAAAAAGCAAGAUGCUCCUCUUUUAUUAGGACCGAGCCCUCCAAAUUGAUGGCUAGCGAUCAUAUCCUGAUAAAAUUAGCACUAGAUGUGUUUAUUUUGGCCUGUUUUUCCUCCUGGUGCUUACUGCUAUAUUGAAUAUACCAUCGAUUUUGGAUCCGAUUAACCUGCAUCCACGCAUUAUGUU